Molecule: messenger RNA, 992 nt
Organism: Punctularia strigosozonata HHB-11173 SS5
Lineage: Eukaryota; Fungi; Basidiomycota; Agaricomycetes; Corticiales; Punctulariaceae
Exons: 5
Coding region: 74-892 (272 amino acids)
Source: RefSeq, a predicted model, not a curated record
GGCCUUUCGCACCCAACGACCACGAUCGUCGGCGCGCUCUUGAAUAUUUUCCUUGUCGUUCUACGCUCCCAACAUGUUUUCUCUGGUGGGGAGUAGGCUUUUUGUACCUUUGCUAACGCGCAAUGCGUUGUUGACGCGUGUGGCGCCGUUAUCGACGCUGCAACAUACGGUCCGUCGGACGUUCUUGACGACCGCGACGCUUUGGGAGCCGGCGAAGAAGGCGGAGCCAAAGACGGCGGGGCGCAAGAAGACGACGACCACGACCAAGUCUACGACUAAGACUAAGCCGAAGGCGAAGAAGGCGGCUCCCAAGAAGAAAGUUGCGUCCAAGGCCGUCGCGAAGAAACCCAAGGCAAGAAAGGUCAAGCCGGCGAAGAAGGUGCCGGUGUAUAAACCGAGCAUGAUUCGCGACGGUCCGCCGAAGCGCCCUCCCAGCCCGUUCAUACUCUUCAGCUUGAAAUACCGAGCUGGCAUGGAUCUCAAGGGGGACAGGCAGAAGGUCAUUCAGUCGUCCAAGGACGCCGGUGCUGCAUGGAGAGCAUUGACGGAGCACGAGAAGCAGGCCUUCGUCGAUGAGAAUCAAGCGUUGCAGCCGGCUUACCGCGAAAAGCUCGCCGAAUACACCAAGAACGCGGAUAUCACAAUCAUCAAAGCGUUGAACAAGAAGCGCGUGGAAGCUGGAAAGCCUAGAAUCCGCAUACACAAGGCGCACCCCAAGCCGAUGACCUCGUUCUUACGGUUCUAUCAGGAGCAGCUGGCGAAACGGUCGCCCGACAUGCCCGUGAAAGAGGUGACGCGCGCGGCAGCCCAGACUUGGAAGACCAUGACCGAAGCUGAGAAGAAGCCGUACGCCGACGCGUGGUUACAGGAGAAGGAAGCGCGUGCGAAGUAACCUGUGGUCCACAGAAUAUGCUAUGUCCUUAUUUCCACCUGAUGUUUGCUCCCUAUAUUCGUCGUUCGUUCUUAAUAACAUCAGUGCGCGGUCGAUUGAG